Dryobates pubescens (Downy woodpecker) is the source of this 1337-nucleotide messenger RNA. RefSeq names its product small integral membrane protein 19 (gene SMIM19). Lineage: Eukaryota; Metazoa; Chordata; Aves; Piciformes; Picidae. Bases 21 to 371 code for a protein of 116 amino acids. The record is from RefSeq and is a predicted model, not a curated record. The transcript has 3 exons.
CCUACCGGCCGCUCUCCUCUAUGGCGGCGGUGGCCGCAGGGGCAGGUGGAGGCUCGGCGGCGCUGGGCGACAGCGGAGCCAUCGACUACUCGGUGCAUGAGGCGUGGAACGAGGCCACCAACGUCUACUUGCUGGUGGUGUUGGCCAGCCUCGCCCUCCUGGUCUACGCCCGGCGGAACAAGAGGAGGAUCAUGCGCAUCUUCACGCUGCCCCCAGCCGCCGAGACGCCGCCUGAGCCCAACUUCUAUGAUAGCAUGAAAAAGAUCCGCCUGAGGCAGCAGCUGGAGAUGUACUCCAUCGCAAGGAAGUAUGAGCAGCAGCAGCAGCAACCACCAAAACAGACUGAAAGCGUGCAGCUCUCAGUGGAGUGAAGUCCACACUUGUAGGACCUCAGGAUAUAUUUCCAGUGCUGAUGGCAAGAGUCAGUGCGGAGCGAUUGUCAAUGCCUCUUAAUCCAUGCAUAGCUGAAGGCGAGAGGCAAAAGAAGGGGACUCUUCUAAAAACUUUGUUCUUGGCAGCUUUUCUCUGAGACCCAUGAAAUAAGUGUUGGAUGCCUCCUGAAAUAUUCAGCAUGAAAGUAUCAAACACAGGGCACAGCUGCUCAGAGAAGCCUCUGAGGGUAGAGAAAUACCCUCUAACCAGUGUUUUAAUUUAUUUUUCUCUGCCAGCACCUCAGAAAUCAGCUCCCACCUUCUCUGGUAAUGAGAAAGCAGGGCAGUACCUAACUGCCUGGAAGCUAUUUUGUUCCUUGCAUAUACAAUACUGUGAACAGUUCCUAGAUCAGCUUGGAGGACAGAGAAGUACACAGUGCUGUGAACUGCAUGUCUUGAAGACACUUAAAGCCAAUACUGUGUUUAUAGCAAAGGUGGUUAGCUUGAUUUAGCCAAAAUGCUUUAAAGAAUGGGACUGUGUGUAAAAAUGUGCAUAAGCAGGAAGAUCAUUGUUUAUCCAGAAUAAACCUCACACCCUGGUUACUUUUUUCUAGGUAAAUCACAAAUCUGAAGAAUACUGCAGAAAUUGCUUAAUAAAAACAUCUAAUCCUGAAAACUACUCAAAAGAUAUAACACACUGUAAUUCCUAAUGUUACAUGUCUUGAGAAGGCCAAGUGGUGGAUGUCAAGAGCACAGGGUGCUGGCAACGGAUGCCCAGAAAGUUUUUUACCCAUUUCUGUUCUGAAAUACAUCAAGUCUUGGAGCAGUAGUAUAAACACAUUGCAGUUGCAAUCGUGUAUGAGAAAACUUUGCUUUAUUCACCAAAGCUUGUUUAUCAGACUGUAAUUACCUGUACUUCAGUGUCUGCAGGGAUGGUAAAACAUCAUCUGGGCCAUAGUGAGGUGG